AUGAGUGUUGCCAAUUCUGAUGAUCUGAAGCUUGAUUUCUACAAGAAAACAUGCCCCUCCGUUGAGUCCAUUGUCAAAAAGACCACAGCUGAUUUCGUUCUUAGAGCUCCCACUCUUGCAGCUCCGUUGCUUAGGAUGCAUUUCCACGAUUGCUUUGUUAGGGGUUGUGACGGUUCGGUACUAUUAAACUCAACAAACAAUAAUGAAGCCGAGAAAGAAGCAAUACCAAACCAGACUCUAAGAGGAUGGCAUGUCAUUGAUGCCGUCAAAACCGCCGUGGAGAACAAGUGCCCCAACGUUGUUUCUUGCUCCGACAUCUUGGCUUUGGUAGCAAGAGAUUCUGUCUUAUUGAUAAAAGGACCAUAUUGGGAAGUGCCUUUGGGACGUAGAGAUGGAAGCAUAUCCAUAAAAGAUGAAGCUGCAAAUGAUUUACCAUCCCCUUUUGCCAACAUCACAUCACUCAAGAACACGUUCGGUUCACUCGGUUUGAAUUCGAAAGACCUUGCGGUUCUUUCGGGAGGACAUACAAUAGGAAUUGGUCAUUGCUUUGCAAUCAACAAUAGGCUUUAUAACUUCACCGGAAAUGGCGACUCUGAUCCAUCAAUGGAUCCCAAUUACGUUGCACAUCUCAAGGUGAAAUGUAGGCCCGGAGACCAAACCACUUUCGUUGAGAUGGACCCGGGAAGUUUUAGAACAUUUGAUGAUGAUUAUUACACACUUGUUUCAAAGAGAAGAGGUUUGUUUCAAUCGGAUGCUGCCCUUCUUGAUGAUAGGGAGACCAAAGGGUACGUUGAACUUCAAAGGUCCACCGGUGGAUCUACCUUCUUUGAGGAUUUUAGGGUGUCUAUGGUUAAGAUGGGAAAGAUUGGAGUUCUUACUGGCCGUGAAGGACAAAUAAGAAAGCAUUGUGCUUUUGUCAACUAAUGUUUUAUGGAUUGGUUUCUUUCUUGUUUCUAUUGUUU
Impatiens glandulifera is the source of this 962-nucleotide messenger RNA. RefSeq names its product peroxidase 27-like. The record is from RefSeq and is a predicted model, not a curated record. Gene Ontology annotation, molecular function: peroxidase activity; heme binding. The transcript has 3 exons. Gene Ontology annotation, cellular component: plant-type cell wall; plasmodesma. NCBI's taxonomy places the organism in Eukaryota, Viridiplantae, Streptophyta, Magnoliopsida, Ericales, Balsaminaceae. The coding region runs from base 1 to 924 and encodes 307 amino acids. Gene Ontology annotation, biological process: hydrogen peroxide catabolic process; response to oxidative stress.